GCUACAGAGUGCAUCUUUCCGUUUCGAAACGAACGGUAGCGAGUGAUGGCAACGAGUGAAGAAGCGGCUGCCGGCAUCGAUGCCAGAAAGUUAUACGGCCGCUCGUGCAUUCCUGAGGUAUCAGAACCUAUCACGGGCGCGCUACGAGGUGAGCUGCCAGCGUGGCUCCGAGGAAGACUUUUACGGAACGGUCCAGGACGGUCUUCGAUUGGGACUGACUACUACAACCACGUAUUCGACGGCCCUGCUCUGCUGAGACAAUUCACCAUCGAAGAUGGCCGUGUGCUCUACCAAAACUGCUUCCUUCGAAGUGACGCGUACGCGCGAAACCUGAGGGCCAAUAGAAUCGUCGUCUCCGAGUUUGGAACCAUGGCUCAUUCUGAUCCCUGUGCGACGGUGUUUGAGCGGCUGACGUCGUAUUUCUCCAUGGACUCCACGGACAACGCUCUGGUGAACGUAAUGCCCGUGGGCGACGAAGUGUACGCCAUGACGGAGACGCCUUACAUGACUCGGGUGGAUCCCGCUUCGUUAGAGACGCUGGAAAAGAAAGACUUGCGUGACUAUGUGGCUGUGCACAGCGCCACCGCCCAUCCACAUUUGGACCCUGACGACGGUGCGACGUACAACAUCGGCACGCGCAUGACCGGGAGUCCGUCGUUCGUGCUCGUUCAUUUUCCUCCCAGUGGAUCCGAAAGCUCGGUGGACCGCGCCAGAGCCGUGGGCACAGUACCACUGCAGUCUCGCAUGUCUGUGCCGUAUAUUCACAGUUUCGGAAUGACCGAAAAAUGGAUCGUCGUGUUGGAGCAGUCAUUGGCUAUGCACGUGCCUUCCAUGCUUGUCUCGCGGUAUCUGGGCUACAAGGCGUACAUGAACACCCUCAGGUUUGAUGCCAACAAAAACGUACGCUUUCACGUAAUGAACAAGACGACGGGGGAGCUUUACCCAACCGUGUUCGAAUCUGCCGCAUUCUUCACUUUCCACCACAUCAAUGCCUUCGAACGGGGAGAUGAAAUCGUGGUCGACCUGAUAGGCUUUGACGACGACAGCAUCAUCCGGAGUCUCGACUACACGGUGAAGAAUCCCACCGUGUUUAAGAUGGGCCAAAUGCGUCGUUUUUCACUGCCUCUGAAUCGAAGUCCUGGCGAACGUGUGCUAGUUGAGUCCGAGGAGCUAGCCAAGGGUUGGCUGCGUGGAGAACUUCCAAGAAUAAACCAAAGCCGCAAUGGGAAAGAGUACAGGUACACCUACAGCCUCAGCAACGUUCAUGACGAAGAACACUGUGCUUUCGUCUCCAAGCUAGAUGUCACAACUGGUGACUGGCUGCGCUGGGAACGCCAAGGGUGGUUUCCCUCGGAACCCGUAUUCGUAGCACGUCCAGGUGCCGUUGAAGAGGAUGACGGGGUCAUCCUGAGCUCCCUCCUCCACGAAGACGAUGAGAAGAAGCUGGCUCUGGUGGUGCUUGACGCGAAGACGCUCAAACAACUAGCCAUUGCUGAGUUUGAGUGCCCAUCCGCAAUUCCAGCAGAUUUUCACGGGUGGUUUCUUGAGAAGAGUGUGUAAGAAACGUUUGAAACUGUUGUGUGUGGUUUUAACGUACAGCAUGAGCUUGUCUUGUCACUCUGUAACAUAAUCCAGUGCAUUAAAGCCAUAUUGGGAAUUGUUUGCGAAAAAGAACGCUUGUGAAUAAGUUUUUUAGUGCUACACCAGGCUGCUUAUAAAAAGCAGUAAGUACUAAACAAAAUUUUUA
This is a messenger RNA of Rhipicephalus microplus (southern cattle tick), 1747 nucleotides long. RefSeq names its product beta,beta-carotene 15,15'-dioxygenase. NCBI's taxonomy places the organism in Eukaryota, Metazoa, Arthropoda, Arachnida, Ixodida, Ixodidae. Gene Ontology annotation, molecular function: beta-carotene 15,15'-dioxygenase activity; carotenoid dioxygenase activity. Gene Ontology annotation, biological process: carotene catabolic process; retinal metabolic process. The record is from RefSeq and is a predicted model, not a curated record.